GCAUCUUGUUCAGAAAUUAUUAACCAAAAUCUAAGCCUGUUUGUCGAUAAAUAAAGCUGUUUAAACAAGCGUCUAUUGGAAUUUAUCUUAAUAUUGAAGCCUUUUGGUUAUGGCAUUCGUUUGAGGAUAAAAUUUAUCGGCAGAACGGGUUGUUUUCUGGCAAUUUGGUGCUGUAGGCGAAUUGUUACAUUUUUGUAUAGUACAAGUUUGAAGGACCAAAGAGGAAGUGUGUCAUUUUGCCUUGAAGUUUUGUCUGGAAAUGUACCAAAGACGCCGGUAAGAGUAUUAGAGUGUAAAUAUGAGCGGCCGAGACAUACCUUUAUGGAAACAAGAGCUUUUGAAGCGAAAGCAAGCGAAAUUAAGUCACGAAAAGUUAAUUUCAACACAAAAAUCGAACGAAUCGAGCUCAAAGACUCGAGUUAGCAAUGCUAUAAAAAGUAAUUCUAGUGCUUUCAAUCACCACUUAACUGACUCAGAAAAGGGUAAAACAAAUGUUUCGGAUAAAAAUAAUCGCGAUAUUGUCCAUAACACUAAAAAAGGGAGCUCAUAUAAUCGACAUAUUAUAUUGCCUGGCUCUGUUGACACGCGUCAAAGUCCUCAAUCAAGUGGCAAUGUCAAGUCUGUGAUAUCAAGUGUGGAUACUGGACCAAGCCGGCUAGAAAGAUUUGAAGAUAAACCGAGUAGGAAUAUAGGAAUUUACAAUAAAAAUUAUGGUGCAAGUGGGAGCUAUAGUAUGCCUGGAAUGCCACAACACAACAGGGUGCAUCACAAAAACGACGAAAGGUCGAAUAAAACAACAGAUAACAGUAAAACAGAUAGACUGAGCAAUCCGGCCAUUGGACAAGGAGUCGAACGCGACCACAUCAGCCCGCGAGACGUCAAAAAGAUGUGGCAGCUUCAAGCUACAAAAGAUGAAACCUUGCCGAAAAGCCAUGUUACCAAAAACCCUGCCUUGACCAAACAUGACCCACACCCUCCUAACAAUGAACUACCAACUCAGAUUAACACCCAAGCGGGGUCCAAUCCCACCUCGGUUCCUAAGGCUUACAAAUCACCAUAUGCAAAAGCAAAUUGGCGUCGACCAGCGUCGGUUAGUGAUGAAAAAUCGGUCAAAACCAACACGACAUCACAAGCAGUUCAAAAAAAUGAAGUCAAGUCGCAUACUGUUAAAUCACCAAUAAGCAAUGGUAUGGCUAAUGAUAAUGAACAUGGAACAGGAGAAGAUGGCGUCGAACAUAUUCAAAGUGUCAAGUCGUUACUUGGGUUGUUUGGCGGAAGGGCGAGGCCGAACAUUAAUCGAAAAGUCAGCGACAAUGUUUUGGCGAGUAACAAAAGUGGCAAGGACUAUCGUACUUCUGAAAUUAAGACAUCGUCAAGUAAGAAACCUGGUCUUUUUAAGCAUCAUUCUGAACCAAAUCUAUUCCUCCAUACUAAUAACGACGUCAUUAGAGACAUGCCAACUAGUCCUAAAAAGUCGCCGACAGCCGAGGUAGUUGUCGAGGACGCUGCCCUACCCUCUCACCACGUCUCGCAAGGCAUCAAAGAACGAAUGACAAGAUUACGGAGAGCAUCCCAUUCUAACAUGGAAGACAUGGAAGGUUUCGUUGAGUACCAAAAUGGGUUGAACAAUGACUCUGAGACAAUACAUGUCACGAAAAACAAUGAAUCGCAACAGAAUCAACUCAAUCGAAAGCAAAGUCCACAAGAGAAAGAUAUUCCUGAAAAAAUAUCUGUAAGUAAAAUAGAAAACAAUAAGCAAUCGACAAUUCCAAAACAAAGCAAUGUUCCCGAAAAUGGUUCUAGGCUAGAUAGCAAUAAGCAAUCUGUUGUAAGAACACCCAUGGACAAUCAGAAUCGAGAAGGUCCAUUUACAGGUAACAGUGUUACAAACAGUACUCAAAAACAAAACACUCGAAAAAAAGAUAGUCUUCAUGACAAUUAUUCUAGACUAGACAACAGUACGCAAGACGCUGUUAAAACUUCGGUCGGCAAGCAGAACCGACAAGAUUUGUAUAAUAACGUUAAAAAAACAGCUGUGCAAAGUGACAAUGAAAAGCCGAGAUUAUCCUGUAGUGUAAAUAGUAAUAAUAGACUCACAAGUCCAGUUAACCAUGCUCCAAACAGCAUUGAAAAGCACGAUAAUACUGCCCAAAACAGUAUUACCGAAAUCAAGAAUGAAGUGCAUGAUCAAAAUUCAUCCGAACAAUUGUCUGAUAACCUAUUGCCGGUGUUCGAAUCUGGAAGUCCUAAAAAACCAGCAAUCAGGCUGGACUUGACUGACACAAACGAACAUAAAUCCAAGCACAAAUACCAGAGCAAACAAAAUAAUUAUGCUGUUGAAAUUGACCAAUCAGGUUCUGGCUUACAUAAUGAUGUUGUGUCAACGAAGUGCUUAACCGAGAUUAAGCAAAUCAAACAAGAAGCACAACCGGUUAUUAAAAACAAGGAAACAGUCGAGGAUAAACCGACCAAGAAGCCCCGAAGAAAGGGCCUAAAUGUUGUCGAUCCUUUGGCAGUAUUACAGCUCACAAAAGAUCCGAUUUUAUUAAAAGAAAAACCAGCAGAAGCUGAGCUUGGUAUAUUCAAACAGUCGCCCACUGGUAAAGUUGAAAUAAUCAAAAACGAACCGGAUAAGAAGAAUCAAAUUGCACAAAUCAAUCGGGCUUGGGACCUCGAUAAUAGCAAGCCAAUUUUGAAACAAAACAAUGUAGGUCAUAAAAAUAUGCCUGCUUCUACCAUACAAGGUUCACCUAUGACACCUCAUAGUGUUCCUGUUUCCUCAGUUGACGAAAUUCCAGUUUCGGUAAUCGACGAUUUUACUUCUAACAAGUUGAAUGCAGCUGUGCAACCGAAACCUAACGUACACAGUGAUGGUGUAAAAAUUGGUAAUACAACAUUUUAUGAUGGUACUUUAUCAUUGGGAAAUGGUAACGUUGAGACAGCACUCCCAGAAAGCGACGAAGAAUUUAUACCUGUAUCGUCAAUUGAUUCCGAAGCUGAUUUAGGACCACCACCUGAGAUUAUCUUUGACAAAAUGCCAAAGAAUUUGAAGUCAUCUUUUGCACAGAAUGGAAAGGUAUUCAUUUUUGUUAUUUUUUAUGUAUUCUAAGCUUGUUCAUGUGAGCCUGGCUAUAGCCGGGAUGACAAGUUCAAACAUAUUAAAAUUCGAUUACAUUGAGUGUUUUAAGCCCCGUUUACUCGAGCAAAUUUUAUUUGACAAAUUUCAUUUGAUCAAAAGCUACCAUGCUAGCUUUUGUUCAAAUGCAUUUGUCACAAUAGAUUUGUCACAAAUUUAUCACUACACAAGCAAAAUAAAUUGACAUAUGAAAGUUGCCAAAUAAAAUUUGCUCGUGUAAACUGGGCUAUAGCCGGGCUUGAUUUCAACUUGUUUAACUGGGCUAAAAAAAUUUCUCUAUUACACAGAGAAUUUUAACCUGAGCCGCGGAAAUGUUAUCUUACGUACUUUACUUUAUUUUUUCACUCUGUCUAACACCAGAUGAUUUUACUCAUUAACCCAUUGAGUGGCAGCACUGUCCCCCUGAUGAGUAAAAUCGUCUGGCAUUAGACAGAGUAAAAUAAUAAAGUAGGGUGCAUCUGGGCACAUUGCCACUUAAAGGGUUAAGGGGAAUUCUGGCGCCCAAGCAGUGGCGUAACGUUAUAUCAGGGGGCCCCCAGUUCCAAAUUUUCGAAGGCCCCCUAGUAGAAGUGCCAAAGGCACGAGUCGAGCGCCGUAUAUGCACAAGUUUUCUGGGGGGUCCAGGGCAUGCUCACCCGGAAAAUGUUUGAAUCUAGACUCUCUGAAAUGCCAUUUCCCGGACUUUGGGGAGAGAUUUUACAGAACUCUGAUGGUCAGAAAACGACAUUGUGACAUAUCAGAGGACCUGGCCAAGGUUUUUGCGCUACAGCCUGAGCCUGGGGGCCCCCAUUUGGCCCAUUGGGGUUGGAGGCCCCCGGGUUUACCCGGUCUGAACCCAUAGUAGUUAUGCCACUGUGCCCAAGAUAUAUACUAAGAACAUAUUAUUCUUUUCAGAAACGAGGAAAAAUUUCAUUCUUUGAACAUGUGUUCAUACACGACUACCAAUCAGAAACAGCUGCGACAUCUGAUUGGGACUUCGAAAAUGGAACGUCAUUUAGUUCUUACACUCCUGCGGCAGUGAAACAAUACGAAGACGUGAGUAAGUCGUAUAGUGCCGAACCUACCCCCGUGCCCCAACCCGUAAUCCCACCUACUCCUGUGGAGGAAACUCGGUAUGAUGAACCAGUGAUAACUUAUAAUGAGGAGGAAUCUGUAGACUUCACAGAGUCUAGUGAUAGUACAGCUGGGGCAUUGCUGUUUUAAGUUGCCAACUGCAAAUUUGUGCAGUAAAUUAUAUUUUAUUAUUACCAGAAUUCGGUUUAAAUAAUUUGCCAACAUUUCACAAAAAUUAGGGGUGCUAAUUUAGUUCAUCAAUUUCUGUUUCUGCAAAUUUAAAUUUUGGAAAUUUUUUUGGCUUAAAUUUCUUUCAAAUUCGGUUAAACAUAGGUUUUCAUGGCAUGGUUUUCAUAUUUGUGCAUGUUUAUUGUGAUAGGUAACAGUUUAAAAGUUUGGGAAAGGGCGUCCCCUUCGCCCCCUCCCCGCCAUAGUGUCCGCGUGUUGCAUUGAAAAUCUGUCAAAUUUCAAAAUAUUUUCCAAUGCCAGAAAAAAAACUUUAAAAUCCAAACGUUUACAUUUGUAUGACUGUUUGAUAUUUUGGGUUUCAGAGAAACCCUGAAAAAUUUAGGUGUUGACAUUUGUGUCAAAAUUAAUACGUUGACAUUAAUCAACUGAUAUUUAUAUUGAAUAACAUUAAUUAAUAAUAUAAGUAAUAAACAAGUAAUAGUGAUUGUAUAAAAAAUACAACUAAAAAUAAAAUGGCACAAUAAUUUAUGCUCUAGUAUAACAUAGUUAUUGCAUUAUUUAACUCAGUUUGUUAAAGUUUUAGUUAUAAAUGCCUUAGAGUCCAGGAUUCAAAAUAACGGCCGGUCAACGGACAACGUAGUAACCUACCGGCCAAAAAUGCCUCUUCACCGGUCACAUUUUCAUGCCUUCCAUGUGAUUGCUGACGUCUUGAAUUAAAACAUGAAAUGAUGAAACUAUGAUGUAUCGAAACAAAUUUCUAAUAGUUUGUUUCACUGAUAGUGUAAGCGUAUCAAUCACCGAUCAAAAACAGAUUUUGAACGAGCUAAAAUCAAGUUGACUGGAGACCCAUCUCCCGUUAUUUUGAGCCCUGGCAUUAGCAUCGCAUAAUUGUGUAAAGCAGUAUUUGAAAUAAUAAACUCAUAUUUAUAGUUAUAGAAAUUAGCCAAUAUUAACAAUAAGUUAUUCCGAUGGCACCGAUGAAAAACGUUAUCGGUGCCGUCGUUCGCUAUUGAUGAUUUUUGACGUAAUAUCUUUGGUAUUCAGUGAGAUUCAUUAAGCGUUAAAAAAAGGCAAGUUGUUACAGGUCUGCAAACAAGUUGUUACAAAUCUGUUCACAAGCUGUCGACAAGUUGUGUUCGCACUGCUUGUUCCCAGUUGUUGUAACAAGUUGGAACAAGCUGUUAACAACUUUUAACAAGUUUCAUGGCAUUAUCAGACUUGUAGCAAAGUUGUUCUAACAAGUCUGAUACAGUCAUAAUAUAACAAGAAUGUUACAACGUUGACGACACAAGGUUGUAACAAUAUUGUUGUAUCAUGACUGUUAUCGGACUUGUUGGAUCAACCUUGGAACAAGUCUGAUAAUAUCAACAAGAUUGUUACAAGUUGUUAACAGCUUGUUCCAAACUUGUUGACAACUUGAGACGAGCAGUGCGGACACAACUUGUUGGCAGACUUGUUACAAGAUGUGAGAUUUUUACGCGUGCCACAAAGCUUGAGAGUUGCCACUUGCCAGUCACGCGAUCUGGGUUAGCUGUUCUUGAUGCUUUCCUAACCCUAUCAAGUAUUUUAUUUAAGUUAAUGUGGUUAGCACACUCGGACCUUAAUUUUGUUAAUCUGGAGUUUCAACUCGUUUGAAGAAAUGAAUUAACAUAUUUUCUCACUCUAAUAAUUUCUGCUUGACCAGCAGCUGCUGUUUGGUAUAGCGCUUAAUGAAAUCCACCAAUACUACGACUCGAUAUGAUAAACAAUGUACACAAACUGUACAUGAUAAGACACUGUAUUUUGUAAUUUAGUUUAAUGACGGCUUAAUGGCUGCGGUUUAUUUAAUUAGGAAAUAAUUGCCAAUUAACAAAUUUAUUAACUAAACCGAGUAUUGAUUCUUCUACCGUAAAAGCGACUAGAAUGCAGGGGCGAAAGGCGG
Paramuricea clavata is the source of this 6299-nucleotide messenger RNA. Lineage: Eukaryota; Metazoa; Cnidaria; Anthozoa; Malacalcyonacea; Plexauridae. The record is from the annotation of a GenBank genome assembly.